AUGACUGUUCUCUACAACCAGGAUGCGAGCGAAAACUUUCGUUUUCUCUUGAUACUCGCUGGAGUUCUUGUAUUUGCUUAUAUUUUCGUUGCUCGGCCGCUCUACCUUGGGCCAUACAGCCAGAUUCCAGGUCCAAAGUUUGGGAAGUUAUCCUGGUACUAUAUUGCUUGGUAUGAUUUCUGGUUGCGACGCAAUGACAAAAUUGCAGAAUGGCACCGAAAAUACGGACCCGUUAUUUGCUUUCGUCCCGGCGAGAUUUCUUUCGCGUCUCCAGAGCUGAUGAGAGAGAUAUACGGAACGACGGGGAAGUACACAAAGAGCAAGUUAUUUGAGAAUUUUAUGGUUUACGGCGAACGGCCAUUGUUCUCGAUUGGUCCUUAUCGCGAACACAGAAGAAAGCGGAUGUUAAUUUCGUCGUUCUAUCAUAAAACAAGCAUCACUAAAUCCACCACGGAGAAAUUUCUCAGAGAGAAUAUACUCAAACUUGCGACACAGAUUAACAUAGCAAUCGAACAGCAGUCGGGCAGGAUUGACACUGGCUGCAGAAAGGCAAUUCUAGACGCGUACCCUUUGUUCAAUUGCUUCGCAUUCGACAACAUCACGCAUAUUCUGUUUGGGUCGAAGUAUGGGGCGAAGACCAUUGAGAAUCAGUGCUUCGAGCGAAAGAUUCUUCUGGGAAUCAAACAAGCGCAAAUGUGGGGGCCCUUCAAGUUCAACUUUCCAUUCAUUGCUUGGGUGGCUUCGAAAGCGUUGCAAAUCCUUCCAACCCAGAUAGCAAGUCAAAUUCUCCCCGACACUUUGCGUCUUUGUCUCAAAUCCGAGGACGAGAUGGCUACCUGGAACUGGAAUACCUUGCAGGCUGCACUCGCAAACGUGGACGCCGUUGAGGACUACACACUACUGCAACGAAUGCUUGCCUGUAGGACCAAAGACCCGGAUGGACUAACAACACAGUACAUUGCGGCUGAACUAUAUGACAAUAUAAACGCCGCACAGGAAACUGUGGCGGUGGGCCUUAUAUAUAUGAUAUUCCAUCUAGCAAGAGAAAGAGCCUGGCAAAAGGAAAUUCGGAGUGAACUUCAGCGCCUGCCAGUCGAGGACGACGGCUUCCCCAAAUGGGCAGAUGUUGACGCUUCAUGCUUACUGGAUGCGUUCAUGCGUGAAGCUCUUCGUAUCAACCCAGGGGCAAGUGGGCGCCAGGAGCGAUAUAUUGAAGAUCCAACAAAGAGUUAUGGGGGCUAUUUCCUCCCUGUUGGAACUCUUGUCACAGCAUCAACCAUUGCACUUCAUUAUGAUUCAAAGGUAUAUACCAACCCCAAUUCAUUCUGCCCUGAACGGUGGCUAGACCAAUCGCCAGAAAAAGCCAGACAAAUGGAAAACAGCUUCAUUCCUUUUGGGUACGGAGCGAGAAUAUGCUUGGGAAAGGCUCUUGGAAUCAUGGAGUUGAAAAUGCUUGCGGCUUUCCUCCUCUUGAGGUACGAAAUCGAAACAACUCCAGAGAUGGGAGAUGGGAAAUCAGGUCCGAUGUGGCAAUGUGGCUCAAUAGAAGCCGUCCCAAUCGGGCUGAAAGGCGAGAUGAUCUUCACGAAGCUGUAA
This is a messenger RNA of Ophidiomyces ophidiicola, 1596 nucleotides long. RefSeq lists its product as uncharacterized. The transcript has a single exon. Gene Ontology annotation, molecular function: oxidoreductase activity, acting on paired donors, with incorporation or reduction of molecular oxygen; iron ion binding; heme binding. The record is from RefSeq and is a predicted model, not a curated record. NCBI's taxonomy places the organism in Eukaryota, Fungi, Ascomycota, Eurotiomycetes, Onygenales, Onygenaceae. The coding region runs from base 1 to 1596 and encodes 531 amino acids.